Molecule: messenger RNA, 590 nt
Organism: Pseudomassariella vexata
Lineage: Eukaryota; Fungi; Ascomycota; Sordariomycetes; Amphisphaeriales; Pseudomassariaceae
Exons: 1
Coding region: 262-471 (69 amino acids)
Source: RefSeq, a predicted model, not a curated record
GUCGCCCGUGUCGAUGAUGCUGGCAUAGGUGCCUUUUCCAGCCGUAUCGACGUACACAAACCAACCGGCUCGGCGUAGAAGAUUCAUGUAAGACUCCAUGGUCCCUCGCUCUGCAUCUCAAUGGUAUCGAGGUUGACUUGGGCGUCUGGCUCGGUGUAUGCGAUCUGAUUUUACAUCAGUUAUGACGGUACAUCAAGCCAGUAUGAACUGGAGAUAACCUCGGCAAGGUUUGGAAGGUUGAUCAAGUCAUUGGACCCAGAGAUGUGGUACCCCUUGAAGCCGCCGAGUUCAUACACGAAUUUUGGCGCAGUUCCUCCCAGGAUCUCCGUUGCCGACUGCUCACUGCCUAGGAGGUUGUUGGUGGUGCUCUGCUUCAAAACAGCGAUGACGCUGCCAGCAAUCGCAUUCUCGUAUGCCUCUAAGAUGCGGGCAACGGGCGCGAGAGAGGUAACUGCGAGAAAAGCAGUUUAGGAUUCAUUUUGAAUUCGAACUCCUCAUGGGUACAAUGUGGUAUGAGACUGGUUGAUUAGAAAAAGGUGGCCUGUUUCAUUAAGUAGAGCAGCUCAUCGUGAGCUCUUAAUACAUUCAGC